Messenger RNA from Hemicordylus capensis (graceful crag lizard), 3806 nucleotides. It is a transcript of the gene ATL3, whose product is annotated as atlastin GTPase 3. Gene Ontology annotation, molecular function: GTP binding; GTPase activity. The transcript has 14 exons. The coding region runs from base 249 to 1901 and encodes 550 amino acids. The record is from RefSeq and is a predicted model, not a curated record. NCBI's taxonomy places the organism in Eukaryota, Metazoa, Chordata, Lepidosauria, Squamata, Cordylidae. Gene Ontology annotation, biological process: protein homooligomerization; endoplasmic reticulum organization.
AGCCUCCCCCCGCCCGACCCCCCCCCCACUGCCGAAACACAUGAAAGCCCGGAAGAGAAAGCCAGGGUUGCAGCAGAAGCCCCCAAAGCUGCCCCGCUGUCUUGGAUCCUGCCCCCAAGUGGCCCGUAAUACCUCGCAAGGCCGGCGCGCCCAAGUGGCUUCCCGCCUGGCCUCGCAGGGUGGUGAGUGGCACCGGCUGGCGAGAGCCCAGGAGGCCGGACCCCUUGCCGGAGGGAGGCAUUGCACAGAUGAGUGGGGGCUCUCCGGAAACCGUGAGGGCGGCGGAGUCCUUGAGGAACCUCCGGGACACAAAGACAGGGGGCGAUGCCAUGGGGCACGGGAAUCCUGGCCCGGUGCAGAUCGUGCUGGUGCAUAAGGAAGAGCACUCCUUUGAGCUGGACGAGAAGGCUCUGAGCCGUGUCCUUCUGCAGGAUGCCAUCCGCGACAUGGACGUGGUGGUGGUGUCCGUGGCUGGUGCCUUCCGCAAGGGGAAAUCGUUCCUCCUGGACUUCCUGCUGCGGUACAUGUACACCCAGAAAGCAGGUGGUGGUGCAAACUGGUUGGGAGACACUGACGAACCCCUGACGGGCUUUUCCUGGCGCGGCGGCUCUGACCCCGACACCACCGGCAUCCAGAUCUGGAGCGAGGUGUUCAUUGUGGAGAAGCCAAAUGGGAAGAAGGUGGCGGUGGUGCUGAUGGACACCCAGGGCGCCUUCGACAGCCAGUCGACCGUCAAGGACUGUGCCACCAUCUUUGCCCUCAGCACCAUGACGAGCUCCGUUCAGAUCUAUAACUUGUCCCAGAAUAUCCAGGAAGACGACCUUCAGCAGCUGCAGCUCUUCACUGAAUACGGGCGCUUAGCCAUGGAUGAAAUCUUCCUCAAGCCAUUCCAGACUCUGAUGUUCCUGGUCCGGGAUUGGAGCUUUCCCUACGAGUAUCCAUAUGGCCUGGAUGGCGGCAUGAGGUUCCUGGACAAGCGGCUGGAGGUGAAAUCCCACCAGCAUGAGGAAAUCCAGAACGUCCGGAAACACAUCCACUCCUGCUUCACCAAUGUCAACUGUUUCCUCCUGCCGCACCCAGGCCUCAAGGUGGCCACCAGUCCAAACUUUGAUGGGCGUCUGAAUGACAUUGCAGAGGAAUUCAAAGACCAGCUGCUGCAGUUGAUUCCCUUUGUGUUGGAUUCCGGCCAGCUUCUGGAGAAGGAGAUCAACGGUUCGAAAGUUACCUGCCGGGGCCUGUUGGAAUACUUCAGGGCUUACAUCAAGAUCUACCAGGGAGAAGAUUUGCCUCACCCUAAGUCCAUGUUGCAGGCCACUGCCGAAGCAAACAACUUGGCGGCUGUUGCGUCGGCCAAGGACAUGUAUUACACCAGCAUGGAGAAGCUGUGCGGCGGAGACAAGCCCUACGUGGCACCGGAUCUGCUGGAGGAGAAGCACCGGCUUCAGAGUGCCUCGGCCCUGCAGCACUUCCAGCGCAUCAAGAAGAUGGGCGGGAAGGAGUUCAGCCAGCGCUACGAGGAGCAGCUGGUGCAGGAGAUGGAGGACCUCUUCCAGGACUUGGCCAAGCACAACCAGAGCAAGAACAUCUUCAACACCUUCCGGACGCCCGCCAUCAUCUUCAGCUUCAUCGUCUCGGUCUACCUGGGCUCUGGCAUCACGGGCUACCUCGGCCUGGACUUCGCCGCCAAGCUCUGCAACAUCCUGGUGGGCCUGCUCCUCCUGGCGCUCCUGGCCUGGAGCUACAUCCGCUAUUCGGGCCAGUACCGCGAAGUGGGCGUCGUCAUCGACACCACGGCCGAGUUCCUGCUGCAGAAGGCCACAUCCCGCGGGAACAAUGCCACCCAGGUGCCGGGGCCCAGCACGUCCUCCGGGGCCACCUCCAACAACAAGAAAACGCAGUGAGGCCUCGACACGUACGGUCCAACCUGCUGCAGGAUGCUCACGUCCGCGACAGCCCGCGAAUCCAAGAAUGGCUUGCAGGGCAUCUUAGAGAGCCAGGCUGAACCCUCUGGCUCCAAAUAGUUUCCCCCUUCACAGUUAUUCUCUUUUUAUUACGAUUUUUUAAAAUAACCUCCCCAUCCCCAACACCUCGGUUGGGUUUGCUUCCCUCACGGUUUAUCUUCUGCACUUUAACCAAGGAAACGGAAGCAGCAGCAGCUUUAAAGUCCUUUCUGUGCCAGUGAGUGCCUUCCUCGAACCAAACGAGAGAGCCAUUUUCCUUGCUUUUCUUUCCCGCUCUUACCUCCUUCUGGUUCUGUUACUGGAAGGUGGGGGUUGCCCCUCUCCCCCAAAGAUCCACCUUCCACCAUGCCAGACACACAACGGAGAUGUCUUGACAUGUUUGGGGUCGCCUCACCCUCCGGGCUCUUCCUUUAGGAUUUGGCCCAGCGUAGAAGAUUACGCAGGAGCAUGGAGGGGGGUUUAGCCUGAUCCCAAAAACAAGUUGCUCUGUCAACCCCACGUUCCUUAAACUCUCCUUUAGUGCCUUCUGUGGGGCUGGCCAGCACCCUUAUGCCCCUGGCCGAAGGGUGGCUGGUUUGGCCAGUCCCUGCCUUAGAAACCCACCUCGGUAGGUUUGUGUCGGGGAAGAAUGGAGACCAAAUGCGUCCAGUGACCCACCUUUUCUUGGUUUGUACCCCAUUCCAGUCCUGGGGUGUGUGUUGCUGUGUUCUUCGAUGUAUUUCCUUGGUGCACUUGUGACUUCACCAAGUGUGCACGCAGCUUGCUCCAGCCCCACUCCUCUAGGGCAGGGCACUACCCUCUUCUCUGGCUACGGGGGGAACAGGCAGCGAGGGCAGCUGUGUAAACGCACGGGCAGACUCGCACAGAGGCUGUAUGCUCCCCUUUCCUUUCUCAGGCGUGACCCAGUCGCGUCAGAACGUGUCUUCGUGAGACCUUCGCGACCUGAGUUUGCAGGUUGCAUCUUCCCAUCAGCUUGUCUGGACGGUCACUUUGUGGGGCGUCUGUCUGUAUGGUGGGAGAAGCCACCUCCACUGCCAGUGCUGCCACCUUCAAGGUGGUUCUGUGUGGGUCCCUCCCUGCCCCCCCCUUAGAGGCUUCUUGAGUCCCGUUCUGAACCAUGCAUUCCAGGUCCCGUCUCUUCUCGCUUGGGCUGUCUUCACAUGUUAGCCAGGAAGGAACAGGAAGCACGAAGGCAUUGUGCUUCCUCUUCCUGCCCAGCUGCUGUAGCCUUGUGGAAGAGGGAAGGUGUCCAAAUGGCACUCUGUUGCUUUUGGGAGCUUACACCCGCGGUGCAAGGACAGGAUAUGGAGUCCCUGCGUCUGAGGUAUUGUGUGAGGUCAGGCUGUGUCAGGUGCUUAAAAAGUCCACAUGUCCCCCCCCCCCCCCCUGCCCCAUCCCUCCAUCCCCAACCUUCUUUCUUUCCUUGUCCCUCUGUAUUUGCUGUGUUCUCUGGUAGAAAUAUGCCUUUUUCUCUGUUCCCAUCUACCUUGAAAGCACUUUGAAGCACAAAUUAGUCUGGGAAGGAAGAGGCUCCCUGGAGGGAGGGGAGCAUUCAGCUCGAAUCGGGGACCAGCUCUUCCCCCCCACACCCCCAGAAAUAUAUAUAUAUAUUUUAUAAUUGUUGGUGGGUAGAAGAAACGGCCCCCAGAGAUGUCCUUUUUCAGCUGUUGUAUUAUUAGUCCACUUUCCUCAUUGUUAGUCGCACAUUAAAACUUCGUCUGGGGACCAGUGCGUUGUGGAUGUAGAUGCCGAAUCGUAUUUAUAAAGCGCGAAAGAAACUCAUUUAUUAAAAUUGCAUUCCACUUGGUGACCGCAAAAAUAAAGACUAUGAGACUGAAAUGGGCA